This is a messenger RNA of Tachysurus fulvidraco (yellow catfish), 1885 nucleotides long. It is a transcript of the gene ing5a, whose product is annotated as inhibitor of growth family, member 5a. Gene Ontology annotation, biological process: positive regulation of apoptotic signaling pathway; positive regulation of DNA-templated transcription. Gene Ontology annotation, molecular function: chromatin binding. The coding region runs from base 117 to 842 and encodes 241 amino acids. Gene Ontology annotation, cellular component: nucleus. The transcript has 8 exons. Lineage: Eukaryota; Metazoa; Chordata; Actinopteri; Siluriformes; Bagridae. The record is from RefSeq and is a predicted model, not a curated record.
AUAAUUCAUCGUAUACUAAUGUUGUUCUAUUUCAUGCGCACUGGCGCUGACACAAAAAAAAAAAAAAAAAAAAAAAAAAAACAAGCUACAUUUUAAACUUGAAGGUUGAUAAGAAAAUGGCGACGGCGAUAUACCUCGAACACUAUCUUGACAGCAUUGAAAAUUUGCCAUGUGAACUACAGAGGAACUUUACCCUGAUGCGGGAGCUGGACAACAGGACAGAAGAAAAGAAGGGAGAGAUCGAUAAGCUUGCCGAAGAGUACAUCACAAAUGUACGAAACCUUGCAUCUGAGCAGAGAGUCGAACAUCUGCAGAAGAUUCAGAGCGCCUACAGCAAAUGUAAAGAAUACAGUGAUGAUAAAGUGCAGCUUGCCAUGCAGACAUAUGAAAUGGUUGACAAGCACAUCCGAAGGCUGGACGCAGACUUGGCCCGCUUUGAGAAUGAGCUAAAAGAGAAGUUGGAUGUCAGCGGUUAUGAGAGUCCUGAGAGUAGAGCACUAAAAAAAGGAGGUGGCAGAGGACUUAAGGAUAAGCGAGGAUCCAAAGGCAGAGGAAGAAAAUGUUCUGAUGAUGACUCACCACGAAAGAAAAAUAUUAAAAACAGUCCUGAUUUUCAGGAGUCCCUCUUGCCAGUUCACCCAUCAGAUGUCCUAGACAUGCCAGUGGACCCCAACGAGCCCACAUACUGUUUGUGUCAUCAAGUAUCAUAUGGAGAAAUGAUUGGAUGUGACAACCCUGAUUGUCCAAUCGAAUGGUUUCACUUUGCAUGUGUGGAUCUCACAACAAAGCCCAAAGGAAAAUGGUUUUGUCCACGGUGUACCCAGGAUCGGAAGAAAAAAUAAGAUUUCUAUCUCUAUGACUUUUAUACAUAAAUGUAUGCAUAUAUAUGUAUUUUGUCUAUGUGGUAAAAUAGGAUAUUAUGUACAGUAUAUAUAUAAAUAUAUAUCUAAUCACUUUCUAUAUGACUAUGAUAAAGGAAAAGAGGGUCACAAAACCUUUAUUUUUUAAUGUACUUGAAAUGUCAUUUUGUUAAUUCAAAAAAGUAAUAUUGUACUGCAAUUAAUCUGGUAUCUAUUUUAUUUUUAUUUUCUAUGGAAAGUGAAAGCUUAAAUGUGUAUAUGUACACACUUCUACUGAGUAAGCAACAUAGGAUUUCUUCCUAUAUGAAAUCAAAGCACCAAAUCUUUGCUCUUCAUUUUGUUGAAAGGUUGUUAAUGCACAAUAAUUCAAAAUUAUUUUAUUUUAAAUGUUAAAUGUCAAAGACGCUGUGUGCAGCUGUCCUGCUGGAUGUUGUAACUAGAGGAAAAAGGUGAUUUUACUUGCUCUCAAAUUUUGAUGUGACUACUUCUGUAACUUCAUCCAGAUGAACACCAGCUCAUCUGUGUUAUGUGUGUUCUAUCGAUUGCUGCUUUGGACAGAAUCUGACAUCUCCACCAGGAAAUGUCUUUAGGAAUCCUCUGGCUGUGCAUGUGUCCUAAAUGAAACAACUCACUCCUCAAUGAAAUAGAGGACCAAAAAAAAUCCAAAAAGAUUUUUCAGUUUAAACGCAAAUCAUCUUUGAUGGGUUAAUUGUGAUGUUUGUAUGUUGAUCAUAAAUGAAUUCACUUAAUUAGUACCCUAUGAGAUGCUUUAUUAUUUUGUAAAUGAGUUUAAAGUAAACUAAGCAAAGUGUUUGAUUGCUUCCCUACAGUUCACAUGCUGGUAAAGUGUAAAAAUGUUCUGCAGCAUGAAUUUUAUCUUCUAUAACUGAACUAAAUCUCUAAUUGGAAAAUGAGGUUUAAGGUUAAAUUUAUUAGUUGUUACAUAUGUCUCUUUUGUGUAGGGUUUGAGGCAGUUAUUUGCAUCUUCAUAAAAUCUGGAUUUAUUAAAUGUAUGUGCUGCUGUU